CAGAAGUCCGCGUUGAAGAGGAAAAGUCUACACAUAUCGACUACGAUCACAAUGGAUGAUACCGCCACCGAGUACCUUGCGAAGCACGGCCUAGCCGACAUAAUUCAGAAGCUCACUUCCGAAAAGCCUGAGGAUCCCUACAAGUUCCUCGUUGACAGCGUGUCGGCAUUGUCGCUGGAUGCCAAUGCUGCCCCAGAUUCUGGCGCUGGAGCUACUGAUGCUCCGGCCGCGGGUGUCUCCGCUUCUGAGACCGGCGCCAGUGAACAGGCGAGUGGUGAAAAUCAGCAAAAGAGAUCGAAAAAGAAAAAGAAAGAUAAGGUUGCCAAGAAGAAGCAAGGUCCGAAUAAGGGAGGAGGUGUCCAGGCCAAAAAGGCCGAAGAUGUUCCGCUCUGGUACGAACAGGUUAUUACCAAGUCAGAAAUGAUGGAAUAUUACCCAGUGAAAGGAUGUUACAUUUAUCGUCCUUGGGCAUACAAAACUUGGGGUGAGCACUGUGCAUUCACUUGGUGUCGUCUUUUUGAUACGAAACCUGUGGCAACAAGCGAUGAAACUUACCCAAGUGGUUGCACUUGUUCUUUUUCACAGAAAUUGUUCAGGGUUGGUUUGAUGGCAAAAUCAAAGAAUUGGGUGUUG
Molecule: messenger RNA, 633 nt
Organism: Pseudo-nitzschia multistriata
Lineage: Eukaryota; Bacillariophyta; Bacillariophyceae; Bacillariales; Bacillariaceae
Source: the annotation of a GenBank genome assembly